Messenger RNA from Microsporum canis CBS 113480, 570 nucleotides. RefSeq lists its product as hypothetical. The coding region runs from base 1 to 570 and encodes 189 amino acids. The record is from RefSeq and is a predicted model, not a curated record. Lineage: Eukaryota; Fungi; Ascomycota; Eurotiomycetes; Onygenales; Arthrodermataceae. The transcript is spliced from 2 exons.
AUGGCUAUGGAUAUUCCCCUUGUCACAUGCGAUGAUCUAGAUGCUUUCCACGCCAAACAUUUCGCUACCCACGACUUCAACCAGACUAUAGCCUCCAAUUUCUUUUCAAGCUGUUUUAGCACUACGGAAGUUCAAGCUACAGGCUAUGAGGACUUGUAUGACGAUGGCUUGGGGUAUUACCCUGAUGGGGUGAAGCGGACGCUCACCGACCAGCAAAUUCAGAUAUUCCGACAUAGCGAAAUCCAAGGACUCCUUCGCCAAAAGGAGCUGGAAGAAGAGGCUCUUGAUAAUGGUAAAGGGGCCAAUGAACACCUGACUGAAGAUGACGCGCGUGAACAGGCCGAUGUCACCUCCCUCAACCAAAAAAUAACAGACGAGAAACGAGUUCAAGCCAAACUACUGAAACAAAGAAAGGAUAUAAAUGGCCGAACCGGUGCAGUCUCAAGUUCUAUGAAACGGCCCAUUCCGAAAGACGUAAACGAUCAUGGGACACCCAGACGGGAAAUGAAACGGACUCCCAAAUCACCGGCCCAAUUUCGUCGACGAAUUGUUAGUUACGAGGACGCAUGA